Molecule: messenger RNA, 3815 nt
Organism: Phanerochaete carnosa HHB-10118-sp
Lineage: Eukaryota; Fungi; Basidiomycota; Agaricomycetes; Polyporales; Phanerochaetaceae
Exons: 27
Coding region: 33-3524 (1163 amino acids)
Biological process (GO): intracellular potassium ion homeostasis; intracellular sodium ion homeostasis; proton transmembrane transport
Cellular component (GO): membrane
Molecular function (GO): ATP hydrolysis activity; ATP binding; P-type sodium:potassium-exchanging transporter activity
Source: RefSeq, a predicted model, not a curated record
AGCCACUCCCUCACGCUGCUGGCCCCUUCAGCAUGGACCCAGACACCAGCUCCACCCUCGAAAAGUCCCCCGUCCCGCUCAGCCCCGCCUUCUCUGAGGAGGAGGCGUUGGCCGCGACGCGCACGGUUGCCUUUGACUACCACGACAAUGGCGACAUCAGCGAGGAGAAAGUCCACCACGGCCACCUCCGCCCGCGUGGGGUCGAGAUGAAGCGCGAGAUGACCAAGGAAGACAAGGAGCUCGCCGCCGCCGGCUACGAGCACCUCGACGAGCAGAAGGUCAAGGGCAAGAAAGGCGAGCCCUCAGACCUGGACAAGGUCGACAUCCAAGAGCACCAUCUCGCGUUCCCCGAGCUCUCCAAGGCUCUCGAGGCCACCAUCGACACAAAGGACCCGGGCUCGUCAUACGGUCUCACGUCCGAGGACGCGAAGGCACGGCUCGCACGCGAUGGUCACAACAUCCUCACGCCCCCGAAGAAGAAGUCGGCCCUGCGCAAGUACAUCGACUGCCUCAUUACCAUGUUCAACAUCCUGCUGAUCAUCGCCGGCAUCUUGGAGUACGUGCUGCUGGGAAUUAACUUCAAGGACAACUUCGCGAACACGUAUCUCGGUGGAAUCCUCAUCGCUGUUGCUUUCCUAAACGCGUUCAUCGAAUUCUAUCAGCUCCAGAAGUCCGAGGCCAUCCUGGCUUCUUUUCUGGCGAUGAUCCCGCCGUCGUGCCGAAUCGUCCGCGACGGUACCCUGACCUCUAUCCCCGCCGCAGACCUCGUAAAGGGCGACAUCGUUCUGGUGCGCGUAGGCGAUAAGACGCCCGCCGACCUCGUGUUGUUCGCGUCUACGGAUUUGAAGGUCGACAACAGCAGUCUGACCGGAGAGUCCGAACCGCAGGAGCGUUUCGCCCUGCCGAACGGUACGCCUGCGCGACCCGUGGAAGCAGAAAACUUGCUUUUCAAUUCUACGCUCGUGGUCAAUGGCGAAGGCUGGGGCAUCGUCGUGCGCACUGGUGACCACACCCUCAUCGGUCAAAUUGCGGCCCUGACGGGCGGCGAGUCCGGAAACCAGAGCCCACUGGGAAAGGAAAUCGGGCGCUUUGUCAUGAUGGUCUCGGGCAUCGCCAUCUUGUUCGCUGUCGUGUUCUUCGUCGUCGGCAUUACGACUGCCUACAAGGGCAAGGCUGCCCAGACGGUCACUUUUGCGGUCUCCAUUCUCGUCGCUUUCGUCCCCGAGGGAUUGCCGUCGGUCGUCACGCUGCUGCUGUCUAUCGCAGCCAAGCGCAUGGCGGCGCAGAAUGUUCUGGUCAAAGAUUUGCAAGGUGUCGAAACCCUGGGCUCGUUGACCCUGUUGGCUACCGAUAAGACGGGAACGUUGACUAGGAACCAGAUGACGGUUACUAACAUCUGGAGCGGAGAAAAGAUGUACUCGGCCUUCCAGUCCAAUAACGACAGCGCGGAGACAACAUCGUUCUCCAUUGACGCAGGUGGCAUGCGCGAAACCGUGGACAUCGCAGCCCUCAACUCGCGUGUCAAGUUUGACAGGACAGACGUUCCAUUCGAACAGCGUGCGAUCCUCGGUGAUGCUACGGAGACAGGCCUCAUUCGUUUCGCCGGUCGGUACCUCCAGGACUACGACGAGCAUCAGAAGAAGCACCCCAAGGUCUUCGAGAUCCCGUUCAACUCGACGAACAAGUGGGCCCUCGUCAUCCUCGAUAAGCCCCACAGCGAAGGUGUGCUCACCGCGUACAUCAAAGGCGCGCCCGAGCGCGUCCUCGCCAAGUGUUCCACGUACCUCAAGGACGGCCAGCAGCUCCCGAUCUCCGACGACUUCCGCAGGGAGUACGAUGAAGCGUACAACUACAUGGCCUCGCGUGGACACCGUGUCAUCGCAUGCGCCCAGCGUCUCCUGCCGUCGCCCGACUACGACCAGACGACGGCCUUCUCGAAGACGGACGCGCAGUACCCGGGCACGGACUACUGCUUCGUCUCGCUGACGUCGCUCGAGGACCCGCCGAAGCACGGCGUGCGGGAGGCGAUCGGCACGCUCCGCCUCGCGGGCAUCAAGGUCAUGAUGGUCACCGGCGACCACCCGAAGACGGCGGAGGCGAUCGCGCGCAAGAUCAACCUCAUCAUCAGCGACACGAAGGAGACGCUGAGCACGAAGACGGGGCGGCCGAUCGAGGAGAUCUACGAGGACGAGGUCGACGCCGUCGUCGUCCACGGUGACGACAUCGACGGCCUCCAGGGCUGGCAGUGGGACCAGAUCUUUGCGAAACAGGAGAUCGUCUUCGCGCGUACUUCGCCGCAGCACAAGCUUGAGAUCGUCAAACGUGCUCAGGCCCUUGGUCACAUCGUUGGAGUGACCGGAGACGGCGUGAACGACUCGCCUGCUCUGAAGAAGGCCGAUCUCGGUAUCGCCAUGAACAUCUCAGGCUCAGAUGUCUCCAAAGAGGCAGCGAACAUGAUCCUGCUCGAUGACAAUUUUGCGUCUACUGUCAAGGGUGUUGCGGAAGGACGUCAGAUCUUCGUCAACCUUAAGCGUUCUAUCCAGUACACCAUUUCUCACAGUACACCGGAGGUUAUUCCGCAACUGCUCUAUGUUGUCGUCCCUAUCCCUCUGCCGCUGCCCGCUAUCCUUAUCUUGGUUAUCGAUCUCGGGUUUGAGCUGUUCGUUGCUCUUUCGUUCGCUUGGGACAAGCCGGAGACGGUGGAUGGCCUCAUGAGAAUGUCGCCUCGGAAGCCCGUCAACAACCACACCAUCCUGACUCGCAAGAAGAAGGCCCUGCGGCGCACUAAGACCUUACUCCGCGACCCAGAGACGGACGAAAUUAUCCCGCCGUCCCGCCUGUCCGUCUGGAUUUCGAAACUGCAGGCGCCGUUCACUCGUGCCUUCUGGGAGGAUCGCUUUGAGCGUAACGACGACGAGACCCUUGUCGACGUCAAGCUGCUCAGCUACUCGUACCUGGAAGCCGGCCUCAUCGAGACCAUUGGAGCUUUGGUCGGCUACUUUGUCGUGUUCUUCAAAAGUGGCUUCUCACCGGCCGAUCUGCGCAGAGCCCAACUUGCUGGCACCUACUUUGAGAAGUCGAGUCCUGACUUCACCAACAACCGCGGGCAGGUGAUCGGCGCAUCCCAACAGGUCGACGCCCUCGCGAAGGCCCAGUCCAUCGUCUACCUGUCGGUUUUCAUUAUCCAGUGCUUCAAUGUCUUCGCCGUCAAGGCCAAGUUCUCGUUCCCCUUUGGGCGCAACGUCGUCGGGAACUACUGGAACUUUGCUGGCAUCGUCGGUGGUGCCUGCCUUGGCAUGUUCAUCAUCUACACCCCGCCGCUGCACGUCGUCUUUGGAGGCACCGACAAGCUCUCGCCCCUGUAUUGGCUCAUCCCCGCCGCAUUCGGCGUCCUGCUACUCGUCUGGGCGAGUAUCCGCGUCGUGUUAAUGAAAAAGAGUGUCGAGAACGCGCGAGUGAAGGACAUCAAGGGUUUGAUGAUGUUCCCGACGAUGCGCACCAUGAGCAUGCGUUCAAAACACUAACACAUGCCGUGACCAAUAUGCGAUGCGGCUUCCCCUCCGCAGAAAGCCCGUCAUCGCCCAAUAUACCUGUACAACAGCCAGAUAUCCCUGCACGAGCACGCUCAUCAUACCUUACGACCCAUCAUGUUCGAUGCGAACGCUAUAUCACCCUUGUAGUCCUGUAAUGAUUUUCCUAUCCCCAUUGCUCCACAAGCACUGGAUCAUGACUAUCAACUGCAUUCUUGUCUGUCACCUUUCAUGUUUGCAAGCUGUCGACGUUGCUCAGUACUCUAAUGCCAAUCCGAUUGUGAU